GUUAUCCAGCAGCACCACAAAUCCCAACCCCACCAGCACCAGUGAACUUUGUGAGACCGUCUAAUGCUGUUCCUGCCCAGAGUGUAACAGCAAGGUGCAAUGAGACUGCAGUGUAUGUAGAGGUGAGAAAAGACCUGUUUGGUACUAGUGCACCCCUCAAUAUUGCUGCUCUCACACUGGGAGGCUGUGCUGCCAAAGGGGUGGAUGUUUCUUCUCAAGUCCUCGUCUAUGAAUCACCAUUGCAUGGCUGCAACAGCAAGUUGACUGUAAGUCUUCUAUUGCUAAAUACCUUAGUCUUGCUUUAAGCUCACUAUCAGACCUCAAUUUACAAUUGCAUCUCAUUCAGGUUACUGCAAAUGAACUGGUCUACAUCUUCACCCUUGGUAGUGCUUCAGCACCUAUAAGUAGUGCUCCCAUUUUAAGAAGUCCUGGUGCUAUGGUUUUCAUUGAGUGUCACUAUAUGAGGUACUGCUCCAUUCCAAGAUCUGUUUGGGUUUACUUGGGAGGAUGUGCUCAUUUGUGAUGGUCUUGUUUUGAAUGCUUCCCAGAUUCCACAAUGUGAGUAGCAGUGCUCUCCUACCUGCUUGGAUUCCAUAUGCUUCUGCUCAAGCUGCUGAGGAACGCCUCCUUUUCUUCCUGAGGCUCAUGACUGGUUUGUAUCAUGGUUGAACUGUAGCUUGCUUGUUUGAGGAUGAGUUACUAAUGAGUCUUCUUGUAGAUGACUGGAUAUUUGAAAGACCUUGGGACUACGUCUUCCAGCUGGGUGAGCUUAUAAAUAUUGAGGCAUCGGUGGUGCAGUUCAACCAUGUGCCCCUGCGUGUUUUUGUGGACAGCUGUGUGGCCACUGCUGUCCCUGAUGUAAAUGCAGUCCCCAGAUAUUCCUUCAUUGAAAGCCAUGGGUGCUUGAUUGAUGCCAAGAUUGCGCAUUCCAGUUCCCGCUUCGUGCCCCAAACUCAGGCGGCUAAACUGGGGUUUCAGCUGGAGGCAUUCAAGUUUCAGCAUGUGAACAGUAGCUGGGUAGGUGAUGACUGUUUGGGCAGGGGUGAUGGGCCUGUUUAGCUGCCAGAAUGUAACUUGUUCUCCCUUUGUUGCCAGUUCUAUAUCGCAUGCAUCUUGAAGGCAACAGCAGCAUCUGCCCCUGCUGAUGCUGAGCACAAGGCUUGUUCCUUCUCAGGCAAUAGAUGGACCGCUGCAUAUGGUGCUGACCAGGUAUGCAGUUGUUGCAGCAGCAGCUGUGGCUCGAGGAAGGGACGUGAUCUCCCAUCAGAGCAAGGUAUUUGGGAGAACCAUGUUCAUGUAAUUUGUCUUUGCAUGCUACAAGCUGAAUUGCCACUACACACCCAUGAUUCUGUUUGCAUUGUGGCUUUGUAACCUGUUCAUGCAUUUUACCUUUAUUUGCAGGCUUUCAGCUGG
Molecule: messenger RNA, 1413 nt
Organism: Ictalurus furcatus (blue catfish)
Lineage: Eukaryota; Metazoa; Chordata; Actinopteri; Siluriformes; Ictaluridae
Product: zona pellucida sperm-binding protein 3-like
Exons: 3
Coding region: 703-1059 (118 amino acids)
Biological process (GO): egg coat formation; positive regulation of acrosome reaction; binding of sperm to zona pellucida
Cellular component (GO): extracellular matrix
Molecular function (GO): acrosin binding
Source: RefSeq, a predicted model, not a curated record